UUUUUUCUUUAAUUUUUUUUUUUUUUUCUUUAAGGCGAUUCUCGAGGCUUUUUAGCUGCGGGAGGAGUGCCCCCCUCCUCCUGGUCUCCCGCCUCUUACUCCUUCGGGAUCGGUUUUUGUCGAGAACAUUUUGCCCCACGCUUUGGCGGGUGACUUGGGUCCGUCACCCUCCGGGUCUGAGGUUUUUUUUUUUUUUUUUAAUCCUUUUCCUUUUUUUUUUUUUUUUUCUUUUUUCCUUUUAAAUCUCGUUCCCUUCUUGUUUGUGUUGUGUGUGGAAAUGGCGAACUCGGCAAACACAAACACCGUGCCUAAAUUGUAUAGAUCUGUGAUUGAAGAUGUUAUUAAUGAUGUCCGAGACAUCUUUCUGGAUGAUGGAGUGGAUGAACAAGUCCUGAUGGAACUAAAAACUUUGUGGGAGAAUAAAUUAAUGCAGUCUAGGGCAGUAGAUGGAUUUCAUUCAGAAGAGCAGCAGCUUUUGUUGCAAGUUCAGCAGCAGCAUCAACCCCAACAGCAGCAGCAUCACCACCACCACCACCACCAGCAAGCGCAACCUCAGCAAACGGUACCUCAGCAAGCACAGACCCAACAGGUCCUUAUACCUGCAUCACAGCAAGCUACAGCACCACAAGUUAUUGUUCCUGAUUCGAAGUUAAUACAGCAUAUGAAUGCAUCAAGUAUUACGAGUGCUGCUGCUACAGCUGCUACCUUGGCACUCCCUGCAGGCGUGACUCCUGUUCAACAGAUAUUAACAAAUUCAGGCCAACUUCUUCAGGUGGUCCGAGCAGCCAAUGGUGCCCAGUAUAUCUUUCAACCUCAGCAAUCAGUUGUUCUACAACAACAAGUUAUACCACAGAUGCAGCCUGGUGGAGUACAAGCUCCUGUUAUCCAGCAGGUCCUAGCCCCACUUCCUGGAGGGAUUUCACCACAGACCGGUGUCAUCAUCCAGCCACAGCAAAUCUUAUUUGCAGGAAAUAAGACUCAGGUCAUCCCUACUACAGUGGCAGCACCCACAGCAGCACAAGCACAGAUACCUGCAGCUGGCCAGCAGCAGCCACAGGCCCAGCCUGCUCAGCAGCAAGCUCCAUUGGUGCUGCAGGUUGAUGGAACGGGAGAUACAUCAUCUGAGGAAGAUGAAGAUGAGGAAGAAGACUAUGAUGACGAGGAGGAGGAAGAUAAAGAGAAAGAUGGAGCUGAAGAUGGGCAGGUAGAAGAAGAACCCCUCAACAGUGAGGAUGAUGUAAGUGACGAGGAAGGGCAGGAACUCUUUGAUACAGAAAACGUUGUUGUAUGCCAAUAUGAUAAGAUACACAGAAGUAAAAAUAAAUGGAAGUUUCAUCUCAAGGAUGGCAUUAUGAAUCUUAAUGGAAGAGAUUAUAUAUUUUCCAAAGCAAUUGGAGAUGCAGAGUGGUGAAGAGUUGCUUCUUUCCUUUUAUACGUAAGACAAAAGAAACUUAAAAAGUUAAAAUGGACGGUUUGAAACUUGGAACAUAUAUCAACCAAAACUUCACUUCUGCAUGUCAGAAAGCUCAGUAGAAGCAAAGCUCCUGGAACAAAGCGACCGUGACAACACAGACACUACUAACUGGCAAGCCAUGGAACUGUAGCACCUGGGGUU
Messenger RNA from Peromyscus eremicus (cactus mouse), 1615 nucleotides. It is a transcript of the gene Gtf2a1, whose product is annotated as general transcription factor IIA subunit 1. Bases 278 to 1411 code for a protein of 377 amino acids. The transcript has 9 exons. NCBI's taxonomy places the organism in Eukaryota, Metazoa, Chordata, Mammalia, Rodentia, Cricetidae. Gene Ontology annotation, biological process: transcription by RNA polymerase II; transcription initiation at RNA polymerase II promoter. Gene Ontology annotation, cellular component: transcription factor TFIIA complex. The record is from RefSeq and is a predicted model, not a curated record.